This is a messenger RNA of Puntigrus tetrazona (Sumatra barb), 3175 nucleotides long. RefSeq names its product adenylate cyclase type 2-like. Lineage: Eukaryota; Metazoa; Chordata; Actinopteri; Cypriniformes; Cyprinidae. Gene Ontology annotation, cellular component: plasma membrane. The record is from RefSeq and is a predicted model, not a curated record. Gene Ontology annotation, biological process: intracellular signal transduction; cAMP biosynthetic process; adenylate cyclase-activating G protein-coupled receptor signaling pathway. Gene Ontology annotation, molecular function: adenylate cyclase activity.
CAUAAGCAUCUGAUGGAACUGGCGCUAAAGCAGACAUAUCAAGACACCUGCAACUGUAUAAAAUCACCCAUCAAACUGGAGUUUGAGAAGCGACAACAGGAACGUCUGUUGCUGUCUCUGCUUCCUGCUCACAUUGCCCGAGUGAUGAAAGCUGAAAUCAUACAGAGACUACAGGGGCCAAAGUUUGGUCAGGUGGAAAACACCAACAACUUCCAUAAUUUAUAUGUACAACGUCACACCAAUGUCAGUAUUUUGUAUGCUGACAUUGUUGGAUUUACCCGCUUGGCCAGCGAUUGCUCACCUGGAGAGCUGGUGCAUAUGUUGAAUGAGCUAUUUGGCAAAUUUGACCAGAUUGCUAAGGAAAAUGAAUGUAUGAGAAUAAAAAUUUUAGGGGACUGUUAUUACUGUGUAUCUGGCCUCCCAGAGUUCUUGCCAAAUCAUGCCAAAAACUGUGUGAAGAUGGGUCUUGACAUGUGCGAAGCUAUUAAGAAAGUGAGAGACGCCACGGGAGUGGACAUUAAUAUGCGAGUUGGUGUUCACUCUGGAAACGUUCUAUGUGGUGUGAUUGGCCUUCAGAAAUGGCAAUAUGAUGUCUGGUCACAUGAUGUGACUUUAGCCAAUCACAUGGAAGCAGGUGGUGUGCCUGGACGAGUCCACAUCACCUCAGUGACUCUUGAGCACUUGAAUGGGGCAUAUAAGGUUGAAGACGGAGAUGGCCAGGAGCGUGAUCCUUAUCUAAAAGAGCACGGAGAUGUAACCUUCUUAGUGAUCAACCCAAAGGCAGAAAGAAAAAGCCCUCAGCACCACUACAGACCCAGACACACCAUAGAUGGGGCUAAAAUGAGAGCUUCAGUGAGGAUGACCAGAUACCUGGAGUCAUGGGGUGCAGCCAAACCUUUCGCAAACCUUCACCACAGAGACAGCAUGACCAAUGAGAAUGGAAAAAUCAACACCGCUGAUGUCCCCAUGGGCCAGUACCACUUUCAGAGGCGUUCAGAGAGAACAAAAUCUCAAAAGAAGCGUUUUGAGGAGGAGCUCAAUGAAAGGAUGAUUCGAACUUUUGAUGGCAUCAAUUCUCAAAAACAAUGGCUCAAGUCGGAGGACAUUCAGAGAAUAUCUUUUUUCCACAAUAAAACAUUAGAAAAAGAGUAUAGAUCAACGACCCUGCCAGCCUUCAAAUAUUACAUCACCUGUGCCUGCUUGAUAUUCUUCUGCAUUUUUAUUGUGCAGAUCCUGGUUCUGCCAAAAACUGCAAUAUUGGGAAUAUCAUUUGGAAUGUCUUUCUUAAUUCUGUCUGUGAUUCUGCUCAUUUGCUUCAUUGGGCAUUUCUUGCAUUGCGAUAAGACAGCCUCCACAUCUUGGCUCUGGAUCCUUAGAUCCUCGGGAAUCAUCGCCAACAAGCCCUGGCCACGCAUCACCCUCACCAUGGCAACCACAGCCCUCAUCCUGAUCAUGGCUGUCUUCAAUAUGUUCUUUGUAGAAGACAACCUAAUCCGCAGAGAUACUGUUUAUAAUGCAUCAAAUGAGACACUUCUUCAGCCUGAUGGACAUCCCAUAUCUUACCUGGACAACAACACAUUUUACCUUCCUUAUUUCAUCUACAGUUGCAUUCUGGGCCUGAUUUCCUGCUCGGUGUUCCUGAGGAUCAACUAUGAGCUGAAGAUGCUCAUCAUGCUAACAGCCGUGGUGCUCUACAGCGUCAUCAUACUUCAAACGCAUGCAUCUCUGCUGGACGAGUAUAGUAGAUUCCUCUAUAAAACAGAGAUCCUGGAUAGGCCAGGAGUACUAAAAGACUUGAAAACUAUGGGUUCUGUAUCUCUCUUUAUAUUCUUCGUCACUCUGCUUGUUCUAGCUAGACAGAAUGAAUAUUACUGUAGGUUGGAUUUCCUGUGGAAGAACAAGUUCAAGAAAGAAUGCGAGGAGAUAGAAACCAUGGAGAACCUUAAUCGUGUGCUGUUGGAAAACGUUUUGCCAGCCCAUGUAGCAGAGCACUUUUUGGCCAGGAACUGGAAGAACGAGGAUCUGUAUCACCAAUCAUAUGACCUGGUGUGUGUGAUGUUUGCUUCUAUCCCGGACUUCAAAGAGUUCUACACAGAAUCAGAUGUAAACAAGGAGGGUCUUGAGUGCCUCAGACUACUCAACGAAAUCAUUGCAGACUUUGAUGAGUUGCUCUCUAAGCCAAAGUUUAGUGGAGUGGAGAAGAUAAAGACCAUUGGAAGCACAUAUAUGGCGGCCACUGGACUCAAUGCCACUCCAGGACCAGAAUAUACACAGGAGCAUGACAGGCAGUACAUGCACAUUGGUACCAUGGUGGAGUUUGCCUUUGCACUGGUGGGGAAGCUUGAUGUCAUCAAUAAACAUUCCUUCAAUGAUUUCAAACUCAGAGUGGGUAUUAAUCAUGGACCUGUGAUUGCUGGAGUGAUUGGAGCUCAGAAGCCCCAGUAUGACAUUUGGGGCAACACAGUGAAUGUAGCAAGCAGAAUGGACAGCACAGGAGUCCUGGGAAAAAUACAGGUUACAGAAGAGACGAGUUGCAUUUUGCAGACAUUAGGCUACAUGUGCACAUGCAGAGGAAUUAUAAAUGUGAAAGGCAAAGGAGAGCUCAAAACAUACUUCGUCCACACUGAGAUGAUGUCUUUAUCCCAGGGGAAUGUAAUGCCAUGAAGCAUAGCAACAAACAUGCAAUGAACUGCAGACAUCCGCACACAGGAAUAAAAGGGACAUUUGUAAAUAAUUGCACCUAGUCUUUAGAUGCACGGAGUAUUGGAUGUAUUGAAAGUGAUACCAUUUCUACUGUAUCUCAUAGGCAGGGUUUGUGCACAGGGUACUUCUGUAAGUAUGGUAGCAAUUAUUUUGUAAGAAAAUCAAAUAUAACAAAAAGUGUUUUGAUGUUUCAAUGCCAUUGUUUUUCUUUAUUUUUCUUUUUUUUUUAAAACUUCAUUAAACUUUAUAUGUACUUGUCUUGACGGCAUCUUUAUUUUUGAGACAUUAAGAGUUUUUUAAACGCUGUAGUUACAAAUUCAGGAACAAGCUAGUACUCAAAUGUUUCUGUGUCGUGUCACUAACAUGCUGUGCAUGAUGUGUCACAAAUUUACACCAAGGGCAUAUAGAUGUAGCUUUGCAGGGACAUAUCCCUAUGACAGUUGUGAAUGCAAUAUAGUAUUCUGUGUUUUUA